UUUGCAACCAAUCCUUCGGUCGAGCUGGAUUGAUAUCUUCUUCCCCUUCUUUCACAACGCUUCUCUUCUUCUACUUGACGAUCAACUUGUCUCUGUCUCUGUCUCGGGUCAAAGAACAGUCGAUCAUAAAGGGCUUUCCAGGCCGGUCACACUGUACGCAUUCCUCCACUCUCUCCCUUUGUCCAGGAGAGCUCCCAUCAGAACCUUCCUACCAACCUUCGACCACCUUCCCACUCGCCCUAUCUUCAUUCAAACCUCCUCGCCUCUCUGUCUUUCUCCUGGGGCCGCCGAUUACAAAGAUAGAGGAUUAUGCUCUAAUUUCCACUUCCUUUAAAUUUUUUUUUCUCAUUUUAUUUUCUUUCCUGAGGGGUUCCUGCGUCAAUUUCUUCUGUCUGAGCGAGGUGGCCUUCUAGCUUCGACUUCAAUGAGCUUGUGGAGGCUUACAUUCAUCGGCCAAUCGAUCCCUUCCGAACCCCUCCACUUGCACAUUCCAGACGGCUCCCAAAUAUCUGGACUUCGCCCCAGAGGGUUGCCUGGCAGCUUGUGUUGAAUGGUUGCUAGGAUCACAGCGUUGCUGACAUGAGUUGGGAUCACCCUGUCCACAGCUUCAGCUAUCCCAACGGCGAACCUCAGACACCGACGAGGACCCCUCCGACCACGGUUUUCGACGAUUCGGCCUUCCAAACCCCCAAGCUCGAAUCGAGCUUCUUCGACCCCAGAGUCACCUGGGACACCUCGGAUCCAUAUGCGUCGAGCCCAGAGUUCCUCCGAACCCCCCAGAAGUUCGGUCUGAGUACACCGUUGAAUAACCAUCUCCGACUGCCCAACACAGGCGUCGAGUCAGCCAAUGGACGGAACCUGAAGGAAUCGGAACAGGAGACGGACACAGCCAAGCGCAUCCGGGCGGCCAAACCCAAUGGGCAUAUUGAAGACGAAGGUCCCUGGACGGUGGAAUCCACCAAAUCGGCUGCCUCCAUGCAGACCCCGCCGCCGAGUAGUGCUUCUCGGAGAAAGGUGACCGGGCUGGAAAAUGUCAGUGGGACGGGACGACGGCCAUCGGCCUCGAGUGCCAUCGGUGGCCACCUGGAAACUCCAAGUCGUUUGAUGGGAGCGUCCCCCAGAUUGUUUGGUGAUCUCCAAACGUCUCCGGACCCCUUCCAGCUGGCCGGGAUCGAUCCAUCCGCGUCUCCUUUCUUUCCUCAGCAGAGACUCUUCUGGGAUCAUGACCUCGAACCACAGGGAGGGGACUUGGGCUUGUCCGGAAGUAAUAUGGACUUCUUUGAUUCCCAUACGACUGAUGCAUUUCACAUGAACCCAGCCUUCUCCCAGGCCCCUCACAUUCCGCAAUUGCCGUCGAUUGAGGGAACCCUAGAUCUACCGGAGUUCAACAGCAAUUCAUACGGUCUCACCUCGGCGGCACCCACCGAUGCAGCCCUGUUUCCCGCGCCUUUCUCGACCUCCCCCCGUAUCCCCAUUCACAAGGCUGAAGACCCAGCCAUGUUUCUGAGCUCUCCGGCCCGUCGCUUCGGAGGGCCCCAGCCGUCCCCGGACAAGAGACUUUUCUCGAGACCGGGACGGCAGCCCUACCACCACCAGACUGAAGAAUCGAAAAGGGAGCAGCUUCGACGCACGCAGAGUGUGCACCAGAAGCUGCCCACGUACGUCGACGACGAUGAGGACGAUUUCACUCCUCGACAGACACGACCGACGCUGACGCGGAGUCUCACCCAGAGUGCUCUAUCCGCACAGCGUCCCGGGUUUGGUGGAGUGAUGUCGUCCUCGUGUGGUAUCCGGAAGAGCCCUUCGAAGAGAUCCUCUCCCACCAAACCCCAACGGCAGCCACUACAGCGCUCCAAUUCAGUCGCUGCUGGUCUGCCCCGGCGCUCCCAGUCUGUGGUCCUUCGGAUUGGCAGGGACGGUAGAGCUAAGGCAGAGAUGCAACCCGUCACCGAAGCCCCCCCUACCGGGCUGUCGGACCCUCUCACCGGGAUGGACUUGGAUGGUUCCACGACCGAAAGCGAAUAUGACUCGACCGAAUUUUCGGAAUAUCCCACCGUUUCCAGCCGGAAUCCGUCGAUGACCUUCUCGGACACUGGCUCCCGACCACACUCCAAGGGCUCCUACACCUCUACCGCGGCUUCAUCCCAGUCCGGCCGGGGAUCGCCUUGGAACGGCUCCUCUCGGGGUCUAGCCAGAAGGCCAACUUAUCGACAAGGGCUGGAUGACUGGAAGCGUACGCCAAAGCGGCAAUCCAUGAUCCUGCCGUCCGACAUGGCCUACCGCAGCGCUAGUUCGAUCCCGGCACCCCUCGCUGAUUCCGAAGAAGAAUCCGGUGAUGCCCAGCAUGCACUCCGCAAGGUACUCCAGGAGAGAGGCCGCAUUCCUCGGUCCCACACGGUCAACUUCGGCUCCCGGGUCAACCGAUCCUCACGCUCCUUGGCCCAUCUCCGUUCCUCACCACCCCGGUUUGGCGCCGAAUUGGAUCUCAAUCUGCAGGCCCCGAACACGUCCCCCACGACCAUGACGGAUCCUGACCUGGCCACCCCAAGCACCGACCGAUACAGCAAUCCCAGCAAUGGAACCAGAUGUAUCUGUAACUCCAUGGACAACGGUGGCCACUUGAUGAUUCAAUGGUAUUUACCCUCUCCACGACGCCUUGCACGCAAACCAGGAAACUGAUCUGAUCUAGUGAAUCGUGCAGCCACUGGCUACAUACCAAGUGUGUCGGUCUGGAGCGAGCCAACCUGCCAUCGGUCUACGUUUGUGUCUUCUGCACCCAUACUCCUUCGCGGAGGAAUCGCAUCCGGGUCCCUGUCGGCAGCGUUGGCCAUGCGCCAACGUCGCCAUUGGCCCACAAAUCCUAUCGAUUCCGAUAGAAGAAAUUAUGACGAUGAACCCCACAUCCGCAGGCAAGCAAGCAAGCCAUUUGUGUGCCUGUCAUGGAUGGAUCAUGACACGAUCCGCGUCAGCUUUUUCCCUCGGCCCUCACGGAUGAGGUCCCGAGACUGACGGCCACACUCUUUCUCGUUUUCCUUUUUUCUUUAUUUUAACGGGUCUCCUUUGUUCGUUGUGCGAUAACCUUAGACAUACCCCCCCCCAUAUUUCCUUUGAGACAUGUGUUGGCUCACCAUUGUACAUUGGUGGCUUUGUUCUUAUGCAUCCCUGGUGGGAUACUGCCGUUUAUCAUUUAUUUCCUAAUUUUUUGUAUUAAUUGUCGGGCGAGCGGCCUACGUGAUACCUAUGUACUACUGUAACUAGUGACUUUGGACAAAAUUAGGAUGGCGCCCGUGGCCCAUCGACUGGAUAGGACCGAG
Aspergillus pseudonomiae is the source of this 3314-nucleotide messenger RNA. Its product is annotated as PHD finger domain protein. Bases 580 to 2679 code for a protein of 699 amino acids. The transcript is spliced from 2 exons. NCBI's taxonomy places the organism in Eukaryota, Fungi, Ascomycota, Eurotiomycetes, Eurotiales, Aspergillaceae. The record is from RefSeq and is a predicted model, not a curated record.